Messenger RNA from Electrophorus electricus (electric eel), 3564 nucleotides. It is a transcript of the gene cxxc1b, whose product is annotated as CXXC finger protein 1b. Lineage: Eukaryota; Metazoa; Chordata; Actinopteri; Gymnotiformes; Gymnotidae. Gene Ontology annotation, molecular function: DNA binding; zinc ion binding. The record is from RefSeq and is a predicted model, not a curated record. Gene Ontology annotation, biological process: positive regulation of DNA-templated transcription. Gene Ontology annotation, cellular component: Set1C/COMPASS complex.
UGAAAACAGGCACCAAAGUUCUAGCUCGUGCGUUAGCUAGCUGGCUAUCUUACCCGCCCUGGUGUGAAAUCGCCCUUUUAAACUCCUCAGUAGCUUAAUUAUCUCUGCAUUUCGAACUUAACGUUAUAUUAAGUUAGGGACCGCUGUCAACAGCCAGUCGUUUAACCAUUUAAGCUAGUUAGCGAGCUAGCUGGUCACAAAGAGAGUCAAUGGACAGCGAAAUGUCUGAUAUGGACCAGCCUCCUACUGUGGACAACAGCUGCUUAGAAGAGGAGAAUGCACCUCUCUACUGCAUUUGUCGAAAACCGGACAUCAACUGCUUCAUGAUUGGUUGUGACAACUGUAACGAGUGGUUUCAUGGCCGCUGUAUAAAUGUGACCGAGAAAAUGGCCAAAGCUAUCAGAGAGUGGUACUGUCAACAUUGCCAAGAAAUAGAUCCAUCCCUUGAGAUAAAAUACCGGCCUAAGAAGACACGAGAGAAGGAGGCUGAACCGGAGAAGGGGGAAAAACGAUCCAGUACUCCAGAUUUCACACUUGAGAGGCGCCGUGGAUCUAAAGUGAAGAGGUCUGCACGUAUGUGUGGCGAGUGUGAACCGUGCCGGCGCACCGAGGACUGUGCUCAGUGUGACUUCUGCAAGGACAUGAAAAAAUUUGGGGGCCCAAACAAAAUCCGUCAGAAAUGUCGACUGCGUCAGUGUGUAGUUCGCGCGCGGAAAAUGUUGCGUGUCCGAGAUGCGGAGCUUUCCCUGCGUGAGAGGAGGGAGAUGUCGUACAGAGACCGACGAUACUUGGACGAUUACGAUGAGAAUGAGAUGGAGCUGUACCAGCACUACACGGAUGCGAACAUGCCAUGGGGCAGCGAAGACGAGGACGGCCCAGUUUACAGCCCAGCCCGGCGCAAAAAAGCCAUAAAAGUCAAGCAUGUUAAGCGGCGAGAAAAGAAGUUUGACAGAAAGAAGGAAUCCCGCCGUCACAGGCAGAAGCAGAAGCACAAAGAGCGCAUGCGACACGGCGACCGGGCCGAUGCCCACCACGGCAGCGAUGUGCGCCAGUGCUUGGGUCCCAACUGCAUCGACGCGGCACGCCCAAACUCCAAAUACUGCUCCGAGGACUGUGGAAUGAAACUUGCUGCCAAUCGGAUCUAUGAGAUCCUGCCCCAGCGGAUCCAGCAGUGGCAGCAGAGCCCGUGCGUGGCCGAGGAACUAGGCAGGAAGCAGCUGGAGCGAAUCCGGCGGGAGCAGCAGGCGGCACGCCUGCGCCUGGCAGAGAUGGAGCGCCGCUUCCACGAGCUGGAGGGCAUCAUCGCCAAGGCCAAGCAGCAGGUGGUGCAGCAGGACGAGGAGGUGAACGAAACAGAAAGUGAAGACACGGAUCUGCAGAUCUUCUGCGUGUCCUGCAGUCACCCGAUUAACCCCAAGGUGGCGCUCAGACACAUGGAAAGGUGUUAUGCUAAGUAUGAGAGCCAGACAUCUUUUGGUUCCGUUUUUCCAACACGAAUAGAAGGGGCAACAAGACUCUUCUGCGAUGUGUAUAACCCCCAGAGUAAAACUUAUUGUAAGAGGCUUCAAGUCUUGUGUCCAGAACACUCUAGAGACCCCAAGGUUCCGGUAGACGAGGUGUGUGGGUGUCCUCUAGUGCGGAACGUCUUUGAGCCGACAGGAGAGUUCUGCAGGGUGGCCAAGCGCAAAUGCAACAGGCACUAUUGCUGGGAGAAGCUCCGCCGGGCCGAGGUCGAUCUGGAGCGCGUCCGAGUGUGGUACAAGCUGGAUGAGUUGUUUGAACAGGAGCGCAAUGUAAGGACAGCGAUGACGAACAGAGCAGGACUGCUGGCCCUCAUGUUGCACCAGACCAUUCAGCACGAUCCACUGACCACAGACCUGCGAACCAACAAGGACAGAUAGCCAUGCCUCCCAACAAGGACAGACGGCCACAGCCAUUCCCUCCUCCCUCCCGGCAAGGACAGUUAGCAAUCCCUCCCUCCCCACCUCCCAAGAAGGACAGACAUCCUCUCUACUGGUUUCUGUAUUGUAAAUAUUUGCAGACAUCUGUUGGCUUUGUGCAGUGUUUUGUUAACGUCUUUGUCUAAAAUUGGGCAGAUUUGAUUUUACUAAAAAUUUUUUUUUUUGCAAUUUGUAGAUCUCAUUAUUCACCUUAUUGGACCAGAUUAUUAUCUUUUAUUGUUUCAAUAUAGUAAGUAAUUUAAACAAACGACAGAGGGUAGAUGAACUAAUGAAAGUAAUAAUAAUAGAACAGUCUUGUAAUGGUACCAUCAUGGUUACCUCUGGUCGCAGUCCUGAUGUUUUGUAGGUGCAUGACUGGAACCCUAAACCAGGUGUACCCUCCUUCGGGUAUUGCAGAUUCUCGGUUCCUCCCCUGCAGCUCUCGCCUCCUCCAGAACGAAGCAUUGCUUUCCUUUCCUCUGAUGGCGUCUGUUGGGGAGUUGGGAAGGAUCCUAGCCCAGCUCGGCUUCCUGUGGCGCAGCCUUGCCUCUGCUUCCUGGAUGACCUCCUCAAUCCUCCACUUGCCCGUUCUCGCUUGAAUCGCUGCUCCAGCCACCUUCAGAGCACUCGGUUUUCUGUACUGUACCACUUGUCUCACUCAUUUUACCUUACAUUUUUCCUCCAAGGACCCACUGUACCAGUUUUUUGUGCCCCUGAAGCCUGGAAAUGAUCCUGUGCUGUCUGUGAGGUCCUCUAUAUAUGCCCUGAAUGGUAGAUUUGAUUCUUGGCUGUGCACAGCAGGGUUAGGGAGCUAUUGAGGCUACGGAGAAAAUUACGACUGAGACUCCAUGGCUCCCAGCUUUUGAGCCACAGUAUCUUCUGGUAAUUAAACACAAAGGAUAGGUUUUAAACAGAAUAGUCUUAAACAAAAAUGAUUAUGGUGUUGUACUCCACCUCCGCAUAAUUGAAAUCGUAAUCCUGUACACUUGGACAGUGGGAGGAUUGCUAUGGUUAAUGAUGAUCUUUCACUUAACCCAAUACUGCAUUAUUUCUGUAAAGUCUUUUUAAUAGUUGGUUCUAAAUGUUUCAGGUUUUGCUACAGUUAUUUCUAUAUGCUAAAUGCCUGACUCAGAUCAGUCUUGCGUCAAUUAAAACAAUUUGAAGAUCUGCCCCAUGGUACAGAAUUAUUAGAAGCUAAUUCUGGAUUGGGCCUCGGAUUAUGGAUAUGUUUCUCUUGAUGCUGCUGAAUUUCAGUGCAGCUUUUUAAAACUACCAUCACACAUGUUUUAAUGCACAGACUUGAAAACACUCAGUUUUAGCAAUUUAUUGUUCUUACUUUAGAGACAUGCUGUAUAUACAAAUAACAUUUGUAUUCAUUUUUUACAUAUGUAUCCAUUUGGACAGAUUUAUUAACAAAACUGCAAAAGCUGAGAUCUAAAGUAACAGAAAGGCAUGGAUGACCAGAAAUGUCCUACCUUUAAACUUAAUUUCAGUAAGUUUGUUUGUUUUUUUAGAUAUUAAAGGAGCACUCAUUUUUACUACCAAAAAGUACCAAACAAUAUUUAUGGAAGUAAUUCUUUUUACUUUUCUUUUCAAUAAAGUGCAGCUGACAUGUGAUUAAUAA